Messenger RNA from Plenodomus lingam JN3, 1440 nucleotides. RefSeq lists its product as uncharacterized. Gene Ontology annotation, biological process: pantothenate import across plasma membrane. Gene Ontology annotation, cellular component: plasma membrane. Gene Ontology annotation, molecular function: pantothenate transmembrane transporter activity. NCBI's taxonomy places the organism in Eukaryota, Fungi, Ascomycota, Dothideomycetes, Pleosporales, Leptosphaeriaceae. The record is from RefSeq and is a predicted model, not a curated record.
AUGGCAAAUGAUUUUCUUCAGUACCUUCGCGGCGAGCAAAGAGCACCUGGAGAGCGUAAGCUUAUACAGAAGCUUGAUUUCUUCAUCUUGACAUUUUGUUGUCUAAUGUACUUUGUCAAUUACUUAGAUCGAACGAAUCUUAACAAUGCUUAUGUUUCCGGCAUGAGAGAAGAGCUAGAUUUCAAGGGUAAUCAGCUCAACCAGAUCAACACCGUCUUUACCGUCGGUUACACCAUUGGCCAAGUGCCAUGUAAUAUUGCGCUUUACUACAUCAAACCACGCUACUUCUUUCCAUCGUGCAUGAUUGCGUGGGGAUGCUUGACGAUGGUGACCGCGGCUGCGCAAAAACCUCAAGAUAUCAUGGCGAUUCGCUUCUUCCAGGCGAUCUUCGAGUCUUCAACCUUCGUGGGGACCCACUACAUCCUAGGUUCAUGGUACACCGGAAAGGAACUUGGCAAGCGAUCCGGCAUAUUCACUGCGUCUGGACUCGCUGGAACCAUGAUUGGUGGUUUCAUACAGACUGGAAUUCACUCUAGUAUGAAUGGCCUCCAUGGUCUCUCGGGCUGGCGAUAUCUGUUCAUAGUCGACGGGAUAAUCACGUUGCCGGUGGCUCUCUACGGAUUCUUGCUUUUCCCUGAUACGCCGAAGAAUACAAGAGCGCCAUAUCUGACGGCACAGGAGAAAGCUUUGGCUGUUUCGCGGGUACCGGAAGUGUCCGAGAAGACACCAAUCUCCUGGAACUUUUUGAAAUACUGCUUCUCCACUUGGUAUUGGUACUUCUUUGUCAUUCUCUGGAUACUUGCUGGAGAAACAGAAUCGUUCAGUACCAACGCACUUUUGCAGUUGUACAUGAAGUCACAUCCCACUAACAAGUAUUCGAUCUCGCAAGUCAACAACUAUCCGACAGGAGUACCGGCUGCAGGCAUUGUUUCGACCCUGUUCUGGGCAACACUCACCGACUAUCUGGGAGGUAAACGCUAUCUUGUAGGAUACUGGAUUGGCAUAACGGGUGUGGUCACAAGCGCAUUGAUUCUGGCAUAUCCUGACAGCACACCCAUACAUUUCGCCAUGUACUACUGGGCAGGUAGCGUAUACGCCUGUCAGGCAACGUUUUUUGCAUGGGCGAACGAUGUUCUUCGCUACGAAGAGGACAGUUUACGUGCUGUAGUCAUCGCUAGCAUGAAUAUGGGAAGUAACGCGAUCAACGCAUGGUGGAGCAUCGUGUUCUAUGGUGCCAAUUUCGCACCAUAUUUCACGCGGGGAAUGUGGGCAAUGAUCGCUGUUAGCAUUGCGAUGGCCGUCUGGACAGGCUUACUCGUGUGGAUGCAUGUCCGCACCGAGAAGAGGAGGGAGUCGGAGACCGAACAAUCCACGGUGGCUAGAAAGGGGCGCUCCGAACAGGACCAAGAUCCGGAAACCAACUACUGGGCAAAGUCAUGA